Molecule: messenger RNA, 1980 nt
Organism: Rhopilema esculentum
Lineage: Eukaryota; Metazoa; Cnidaria; Scyphozoa; Rhizostomeae; Rhizostomatidae
Biological process (GO): regulation of GTPase activity
Molecular function (GO): GTPase activator activity
Source: RefSeq, a predicted model, not a curated record
UAGAGGCCUGGGACGAGAUCAUCUCUACAAACAAGAUACAUUUGUUUUGUUUUGGCGCUGCGGGCCUAAGAAGCUUUGUGCAUGGAGAACAGGACUGGGCGUAUCUUCUGUGCGUUUCAGGAAGCAGAUAAAUGUUCAGAUGUAUUUUGUUAGCCUUUUACUAUCAUAAAUAUGUCGCAAAAUAGUUCUCGCACAAGAGCUGUUUCGAGUCCUCCACUACAGGAGGAGUCAGAGCGGGGCUCGGCCCUGCUGAUGGCCAACAGUGGCAAAAUUACGUAUUAAGCCGUUUGCAAGAGAAACUUCCGCCUGAACCAAUAAAAGUUGCUUGUUUGAGACCACCGGAGAACAGAAAGCUGGAUAUUGAAGAAUACCACGGCAGAAUUUCAAAAGAUGAAAUGAUAAGAUUAUUGGAUGGAAAAUCAGGAAGAUACUUAGUCAGGGAUAGCACAACAUCUGGUAGUUACACGCUGUCGUUUAAUUUUGACGGAGAUAUUAAACACCAGAGCCUUAUUUUAACUGACAAUGGCUACAAAACUGAUAUGGCGGAUUCUUCAGAAUAUAAAACUGUUCAUGAACUUAUGGUAUAUGUUCUCAGGCUUGGAGAACGUAUGAAAAAAAUGGAAGGAAGUAAAAAGAAACCAUACCACAAACAACAUGAAUUUGAAAAUCAUACAUACGUGCACCCUAAGUGGUGUGGUAUUUGUGGGGGUUUUAUUUGGGGUCUGUGGUCUCAAGGGCUGAAAUGUGAAGACUGUGGAAUUGGAAUUCACAAGCAUUGCAGAUCCUCUGUAACUGAUGCAUGUGAAAAGGUUGUGCUUGGCCAGAAGCUAUCUACAGCUCAAUCGCCUACUGUUGACAAGGAAAAAAGAAAAAGAGUGUCUUUGCCAGAUCCAAGAGAGGUAUCUAAAUCCAAAUUGCCACAAAGGUCUCCAAAUGAUAAAUUGCCAUGUAAUUAUGAAAAAGAGUGUUUCAAAUUUCUAAACUCGCAAGUACCACUGAACUAUUUUGAUAAGUUGAGUCCUCUUAACAUUUGCUACUGUGAUGAUCACCAGAAUACUGGAGAAACCAAGUUUCUACAAAACUGGUGUAAGUUUGCAUUGGUGAGAAGCCCAAGAGAGCUAGUCAAGAAACUCAAGCCAGCAUAUUUCUCAGUUUUUCCAGGCAAGAUUAAAGAAACCCUUGAUGCAUUGUCAUCAGGGUCAUUCUACCAGAGACUGAAAUCAGAUGAGCUGGUUGUCUUGCCUUCAAUGGAAAACAUAUUACUAAUGGAAUCACAUGAAACAGAAAAUAAUUUGGUUUGCACCGUACUGGAAGUUGGUGUUGAACCUGGAUCAUACACAUCAAAGUCUGCAGUUAAUGAUGUUGUUAAAGGAGUUUCAAAGCCGAGCAGAUUAGAGUACUGGGCAAUCUCACCAGGGAAUCAAGUUUUUAGUAUAGCACUGCUUAUCAAAUUGAAGAAGACAUAGCUUUUGCCUAGUGCCAUGCUGGAAUCACUGUUACACGUUUAGAAUUUCUGAGAAAUUGAACAUUUAGUGGUCAAAGUCUCUGUCCUAUUCUUACAAAAUAUAAAACUUCUCAGUAACUGAUUUGACUACAGAGUGAUUUAAUUGAAUUUAAUGACACAUAGAUUGACUAAUAUCUUUCAGUUAGGUGUUAAAUUCAAAAUGGAAUGCCGUAAAUCCUCGAAUUGGCCAUUAUAUGGAGUAUUUUCCUUGUAAUUUAUUUUCAUAAUUAUUGUAAUGAUUGGCAUCACAGUCACUAUGAACAAGAGAAAGGACAUUUUUUGUCUAUAAUUAUCAUAAAUAUUAUUGGUAUCAUGGUUAAGAUCCACAUGUCCAUGUCCACAAGUGGCAGUAAAAGCACUGAGAUUGAACUAAGCCAAUCAUUGACUAAUGAUGUUAAAAGGAAAGAAAACUUUGUAAUUUAUUGUCACUUUGUAUUGCACAAAUUACAUAUCAGUUUUAGAUGUUGUACCAUGAA